ACCUGAUACAUAUAUCUAACUGGCUUUCAACAGUCAUAUUUCCUUCGGGCAGCCAUUUUCCACGUUCUAGAUCCGAACAAUAUUGGGCCCAUACCAUACUUUGACCUCACAAAAAUAAAUUGCGUCAGCCAUUUCGUCAUGCAUCUGACAGUAUUGGAAAUUUAGAAUUACGAGGGACCAUACUGUAUGAUUCCCCCUCGAUGGAUAAUACUAUGUGAUCCCCCCUCGAUGGACCAUACUGUAUGAUCCCCCCUCGAUGGACCAUACUGUAUGACUCCCCUUCGAUGUCAGGAGUAUAGAGCAGACCACUCCCCACACAGUCGGCCUCAGAGAGCUUCAACGUCGUGCGAAAAGAACAUCAACAAGCCCAAGCAAUGAAGGAAGCGAUCGUGCUGUAUCCAUCGCCGGCCAUCGGCCACCUAAUCUCCAUGGUGGAGCUCGGCAAGCUCCUCCUCACCCACCGCCCUUCCCUCUCCAUCCACAUCCUCAUCACCAACCAAGCUUAUGAAGCCGGCCCCACCACCGCCUACAUCGCCUCCGUCUCCGCCGCCGUCCCUUCCAUCGCCUUCCACUUCUCCCCUGCCACCACCCUCCCCGGACUUCUCCACCACCUCCCCCACCACGAGACCCUCGGCUUCGAGCUCCUCCGCCUCAACAACCCCAACGUCCACCGCACACUCACCUCUAUCUCCACAGACCACGUCGUUCACGGCCUCGUCAUCGACUUCUUCUGCGCCGCCGCCGUCACCGUCGCGCGCGAGUUCAACAUCCCCUGCUACUAUUUCUUCACUUCGGGCGCCUGUUUCCUCAAUUUCUUCCUUCACCUACCAACUCUUCACGACAAGUUCGCCAUAAGCGUUAAAGACUUUGACGCCCCCAUAGAUGUCCCCGGUACACCGCCGAUACGGCCCUCCGAUGUUGCGAAGCCGUUGCAGGAUCGCUAUGACGAUUGCUACAAGGAAUUCUUGGAUUCGUCCCUGAAGAUGCAGACCUCGGCCGGAAUCUUAGUCAACACCUUCGAGAAGCUCGAGCCAAGAACCAUAGGAGCCAUCAGGGACGGCGAGUGUGUGCCCGGCGGGCCCACUCCGCCGCUUUACUGCAUCGGGCCGCUGAUCUCUAGCAUGGGAGGCGACGACGGCAGAUCACCAGAGUCUCUGACGUGGCUGGACUCGCAGUCGAGAGGGAGCGUCGUGUUCCUGUGUUUCGGGAGCUUGGGCGUGUUCUCGGUGGAACAGCUGAAGGAAAUAGCGACGGGGCUGGAGAGGAGCGGUCAGCGGUUCUUGUGGGUGGUCCGGAGCCCGACAAAGGGCAAGAACCAAAAGGCCGCCACUUCAGAGAUGCCCGACCUGGACUUGGGGUCGCUGCUUCCGGAGGGCUUUCUGGAACGUACCAAAGAGAGGGGGCUCGUGGUCAAGAAAUGGGCCCCGCAGGUGGCGGUGCUGAGCCACCCGUCGGUGAGCGGGUUCGUGACUCACUGCGGGUGGAACUCGGUGCUGGAGGCGGUGUGCGCUGGCGUGCCGAUGCUGGCGUGGCCGCUUUACGCGGAGCAGGGGCACAACAGGGUGCAGCUGGUGCAGGAGACGAAAAUGCUGCCGGUGGACGAGUCAGAGGACGGGUGGGUGAGUUCGGAGGAGGUGGAGAAGCGAGUCAGAGAGUUGAUGGAGAGUGAAGAGGGCAAGAUGGUGAGAGAACGAGUGCUGGUCAUGAAGGAAGAAGCAAAGGCCGCGCUAAGCCCCGGGGGGUCGUCUCGGUCGGCGCUGGCCGGACUCGUCGAUUCGUGGAAGCGCGAGUGAAACGCGCCGGACUUUGUGGGUCGUCUUCGACGUUUUGGUCUUUUGCAGUAUUUAAUGGGGGCGAAACUGACGUACAACGAACACAGUCGCACGUGCUUGAUCUGUCUCUUCUAAAUUAAUAAAUGUCCACAGGAGGGACGAGCAAUGUCUGAAUCUUUUCUUGAAUUGUAGUUGUAUCUCCACUUUCGGGUGGUCGUUUUGCAGGCCAAAACUGUACCCUUGUGGAGAAAAACUUAGCCUCAACGGAAAUCGUCUCAUUCGACUCUAA
Messenger RNA from Eucalyptus grandis, 2061 nucleotides. RefSeq names its product UDP-glycosyltransferase 88B1. The record is from RefSeq and is a predicted model, not a curated record. Gene Ontology annotation, molecular function: UDP-glycosyltransferase activity. NCBI's taxonomy places the organism in Eukaryota, Viridiplantae, Streptophyta, Magnoliopsida, Myrtales, Myrtaceae.